Molecule: messenger RNA, 1644 nt
Organism: Formica exsecta
Lineage: Eukaryota; Metazoa; Arthropoda; Insecta; Hymenoptera; Formicidae
Exons: 8
Coding region: 154-1452 (432 amino acids)
Biological process (GO): SCF-dependent proteasomal ubiquitin-dependent protein catabolic process
Cellular component (GO): SCF ubiquitin ligase complex
Molecular function (GO): protein binding
Source: RefSeq, a predicted model, not a curated record
AACAUCGCGCAUCCCUAGCCAUUAGCGUGUGUACAUAUAUACACACAACAGCACUCUUCCCUUUGUGUGUGCGCUCUUUCUUGUCAAUCGUAUUGUAUUAUACGAAUUAUAAGAAUUGAUUUUGAAAGUGAUACUUUGUUGUGCAAAAGAAAGAUGAAGAUAAAGCGCAGUAAAUCUCUUUCUCCUGAACCAUCUAGUAGCAGAGAUACAAAACGUAUAAAAUUUGAAAAAACUACAAAUUUAAAUAGAGUAACAUCUUCGCCAAACAUACUUGAAUUUUCAGAUGAUGUUUUACUCAAUAUAUUGAAAUAUUUAUAUCCGCAAGAUCUCAUGGCAGUCAGUUUAUGUUGCCACAGACUUGCACAAUUAACGCAAGAUAGAACUCUAUGGAGAAGAGUAGAUUUUCGAACAAAGCCGAUGCUUUUAAAUGAUUUAGACAGGUACAUGAAAUUCCUGCAACCAAUAACAAUGAGUUUGGCAAUACGUGGCAAUUUUGUCUCUGGCGAAUGUUCAGAACAUCUUACACAAAGAUUCUUUGAGAAUGUGAAGACACUAUGCAAUCAGCUUAAAGAAUUGAUUAUUGAAGAAUAUUAUAUCAAUGGAGACAAGAUUCAAAUAACAGAUUUUCCAUGUACCAUUGAAAAGCUUUCAUUAGAAGGUUGCCAAAUGGAUUAUCUACAAAGAUCUAAUAAAUCUUAUUUUUUUAAAAUGGAUUUAUACAUGCCUAAUUUGACAUGUUUAAUUUUGAGCCAUUGUCAAUGGUUUACGCCACAUUCCUUACUAGUUAUCAGUAAAAUACCCAAACUUAAAGAACUUAGAUUGAAUUCAUGUCAUCGUCUGGGUGAAUGUGUUGCGUAUGCUAGUCUAGCAACUAGAUUUGGAUUUAAAACAUUGGAGAUUUUAGAUUUACGGGAUACGGCACUCGGGGAUAGCGAGGUCGGUUGUUUUAGUAGCACUAAAACUUUGACACAUCUUUAUUUGGAAUGUCCUUCCACAUUAAGAAAUGAAGAGUCUUUUGAGAUUAUGCAACAGGUGCGAGAUCAACCGCAAGCUUUACAAUUACCGAUAUUUGAAGAUAAUAAUGUAGCACAGUUUUUCAUGGAGAAUGCACCUACUUUUGAGAAUAAUGGAUUUCAACGGUGUUUAAUAUCAGAUAGAGCAAUUUGUGCUCUUGGAAGCGAUUCUUGUGAUAGAAAAGUGAUAAACAACUCUCCGCAAGGGAUGAUAAUUUUACAAGAAAAUAGACGAAUAUCUAACAAUCCAAAUCUUAAAAUAUUAGUUGUUAGAAAUUACCCACGUGUAACAAAUUCAAGUCUUGUCCAUUUGGCUUUAAAUGCAUCAAGAUUAGAGUACUUGGAUGUAACUGGUACUUCUGUAACAAAGGAUGGUAUCGAAUCGUUUAAAUCACAGAAAACCAAUGUUAAGGUUGUUUCGUCUUUUGAUGAGACAUAGUUGAUUAUAUGUUAUAUAUUAGGAAUUAAUGAAUAUUUAUUAAUAUUUUUAUUUAUAGAUAAUUAAUACUUCUUAAAAAGUAUGAAUAUUUGUAUACACAUGCCUCUCUCUUAUACUUCGAUGUUAAAGUCUAUAUAGUGUUCAAACUAUUUUCUAGAUAAAAAUAAUUUCGAUUGACUAAGUAUGAUUUAU